CGAUGGCAGACGUGGGUCCCCCGGAUUUGGCUCUGAAGGCCUUAGAUGAAGAGACGCUGUGGGAAAUGCUGGAGGGGCACCGGUACAAGAUCGUCCGCUUCGUCAGCCCCAGCCGCCUCACCCCCUACCUGCGCCAGGCCAAGGUGCUGGACCAGCUGGACGAAGAAGAGGUCCUGCACAACCCCAAGUUCACUAACAACGCCAUGAGAGUAGGGUACCUGUUGGACCUGCUGAAGACGCGGGGGAAGAACGGGGCCGUGGCCUUCCUGGAGAGCCUGAAGCUCCACAACCCCGACAUAUACACGCUGGUCACCGGCCUGGAGGCCUCCAUCGACUUCAGCAACUUUAGCGGCCUCAUCGAGACGUCGAAGCUGACCGAGUGCCUGGCCGGGGCCAUCAACAGCCUGCAGCAGGAGCUGAGCCAGGAGAAACGGCAGAACCUGACGCUGCUGCACCACUGCCGCAAGCUGAAGGAGCAGGUCUGCCAGCUCGGGGCCCAGAACCAGAGCCUGCAGGGCAUCGAGGCGGAGCACAACCGCAUGAAGCGUGAGGUCAGCACCCAGUUCCACGAGGUGCUCAAGCUGAAGGACGAGAUGUACAACCUGUCCAUGCGCUACACCAGCGCCCUGCAGGACAAAGACCUGGCCAUCACCCGCUGCCAGGGCCUGCAGGAAGAGCUGUACCUGACCAAGCAGGAGCUCCAGCGGUUGAAGCUGGCCUCGUCCUGCGAGCGGGACUUCCGGGAGCGUACCCUGUGGCUGGACGGCGAGGACCCGGACGCCCACGGCAGAGAGCUGGUCAGGCUCAAGGAGGAGAACACCAAACUCAAGUCGCUGACCUUCAGCUUGGUGGAGAAGGACAUCUUGGAGCAGUCCCUGGAUGAGGCCCAGGAGAGUAAGCAGCAGCUGGUGGACCGCAUACAUUCUCUGCGGGAGCGAGCCACCACAGCUGAGAAACAACGCAAGCAGUACUGGGAGGAGAAGGAGAAGACCCUAUUAGAGUUUCAGAAAACCAAGGUGGACUGUGAGAUUUACAAGGAGAAGAUGAACGCUCUGCAGAGCCAGGUGAUGGAGCUGCAGAAGGAGCGGGACCAGGCUUACGCGGCCCGGGACGGGGCUCAGAUGGAGAUCGCCCAGAGCCUGACGGAGAAGGACUCCCUCCGCCGGAAGGUGUUUGAGCUGACGGACGAGGUCUGCGAGCUGCGGAAACAGCUGCGCAAGGAACAGCGCUGCGAGGCACAUGGCGGAGCCAAGCAGGAACAGCAGCAGCAGCUUCAGCCUUCCCGGAGAGGGAAGCAGCGGCUGAUACGAAUGCAUGCCCUGUGUCCCAGAGAGGACAGUGACUUCAGCUUCCUGAGCCCAGCAGAGGCCUGGUCCGACCCGGGGGCCCCCCCGAGCCGGGAUGGGGCCGACAGCUUCCGCUCCAGCAGUCCGCUGCCCCCCUGCAAGGACUCUCUGUACAAGCGGCUCACCCUCGACUUCCUGGAGGACGCCUCGUCCACCAGCUCCCAGGAGUUCCCAGACGGGGAUGGCGGUGGCGGCCCCCCCUCGGGGGAGAAGGACGAGCCGGAGUUGGACUACGAGAUAGUGGAUAAUAGAGGCCUGUCCGAGUCGGACAGCAGCUGGCAGCCCAUCGGCCCAGACCUCAGCCUGUCGGAAAGCAGUGCCCCGGUGCGGCGGCGGUGGCCGGCCCGGAGGAUCCUGAGUCAGGUGACGGUCCUGGCCUUCCAGGGGGACGCCCUGCUGGACCAGAUCAGCGUCAUCGGUGGCAACCACACCGGCAUCUUCAUUCACCGCGUCACCCCGGGCUCCCCCGCCGACCAGAUGGCCCUGCGCCCCGGCACCCAGAUCCUCGUGGUGGACUACGAUGCCGUGGACCCCAUGUCCAAGGCCGUGCUGGAGGACACAACCCUGGAACAGGCAGUCGGGCUCCUCAAGAGGGUGAACGGCUUCUGCUUCCUGUCCGUGAAGGUCAACAUGGAGGGCUACAGGAAGCUGGUCCAGGACAUGGAGAGCGGAGCGGCCACCUCGGGGGACUCGUUCUACAUCCGCGUGAACCUGGCCAUGGAGGGGAAGGCCGGCAGGCAGCUGCGGGUGCAGUGCAACGACAUCCUGCACGUCACCGAUACCGUGUACCGGGGCCGGAGCUCCUGGCACGCCCACCAGGUCAACCCGUACACCAUGAGGGACACGGACCACGGCCCCAUCCCCAACUACUCCCAGGCUCAGCAGCACCUCAUCACGGUCAUCCAGGACAUGACUCAGCCCAGCACAGUCACCCGUAAGCCAUCCGGGAGCCAACAGAAGCUGGUGCGGAUCGUCAGCGCGGACAAGACCGCGGGCAACCCCCUGUGGCUGUCAUUCGACGGGGGCCAGGCCGAGCCACGCAAGCCAGAAGGUGCAGGACCCCCUCACUCUCCCAUGGUGUGUUUCUGGGCAGAGAGCUGUUUCACCCUGAUGCCUUACACCCUGGUGAAGCCCCGCAAGCUGACCCGGCCCCGGCCCGUGCUCUUCGUGCCCACGGUGCUCGGCAGGAUCCUGAGCGAGAAGCUGAGCCUGGUCGGGGGCUUCGAGAAAUGCCCAGCAGGCCACUUGAGCCCCGUGGAGCGAGCGGCCAGGAGAGAGACGGGGGAUCUCAUCCUGGAGAAAGAGGGUCCCAACGGUCACUGCUUUGUCACCCGCCAGGCCAUCGAGGCCCUCAUGGAGAAGGGCACUCACUGCCUCCUGGACUUGGGGCUGGACUGCGUGCGGACCCUGCUCGCGGCCGAGAUCUUCCCCAUCGUCAUCCACAUCCCCGUCGGCGACAAGAACGCCAAGAAACUCAAGAAGGCGGUGCAGCGGGUGGGGGCCACGGAGGAGCAGGUCCUGGAGGCGGCCAAGAGGGCGGAGAUGGAGCUGGAGGGCCUGCCCUGCCUGCACCGCACCCUGGCCCCCGACGCCUGGAGCGACACCGACUCGCUGCUGGGCUGCGUGCGGGCCGCCGUCUCCGACGAGCAGAGGAAGGUCGUGUGGCUGGAGCAAGGGCCCCGAUGACGCCCACCCCCAUCCCUUCAUUCCCAAAUGGACCCCUCCCCUUUCCUCUUCUCCCACCACCACCCCACCCUGGGUUAUGUUCUCCCAGUUCACUAUGGGUUGGAGGAAGAGAGGGUCAUGGGCAUGGGGAGUGGCCUCUCCCGAAGGCGUUCUGGGAAGCCGCCCUAUGCCCGGAGCCUUCUUGUCACCACAUCUGCACACAUUUCUGCUCCCGUUGGUGGGAGAACGCUCCCCGGCUGUCUGGGUCGGGGCACACACCUCCACCCACCCCCCACUCCUUCUCAGCUCCCGAGCUGAGACCCCCCCCCGCCCACCAAGUAGGGAAGGGGCUGACGGAAGAAUCGGUGCCAGACGUGAGUCUAGAGGACCCUGGGAAACGACGGGGUAGGGCCUGUCCCUGGGCCUGUACCUGCCCCCGGCGAGGCCCGUUGGCGAGAGCCCCGGACCCGGCCUCACUUCCUACCUCAGUUUCCCCACACGGAGUCCGGGACAGGAGGAAAACGGAGGUUGAGUCGUGGGGCCUCUCCACGCACGGUGGAGGCCGGUUGGGGGCUGCCGUCCUUAGGCGGAUGUAAAUUCUGUACAUGGCGCUAAAUUAAAGAGAUUCUUUUAUAA
Messenger RNA from Ornithorhynchus anatinus (platypus), 3647 nucleotides. It is a transcript of the gene CARD14, whose product is annotated as caspase recruitment domain family member 14. Lineage: Eukaryota; Metazoa; Chordata; Mammalia; Monotremata; Ornithorhynchidae. The coding region runs from base 3 to 3032 and encodes 1009 amino acids. Gene Ontology annotation, molecular function: protein binding. The record is from RefSeq and is a predicted model, not a curated record. The transcript has 21 exons. Gene Ontology annotation, biological process: regulation of apoptotic process.